Messenger RNA from Selaginella moellendorffii, 639 nucleotides. RefSeq names its product thioredoxin H-type. The coding region runs from base 127 to 504 and encodes 125 amino acids. Lineage: Eukaryota; Viridiplantae; Streptophyta; Lycopodiopsida; Selaginellales; Selaginellaceae. The record is from RefSeq and is a predicted model, not a curated record. The transcript is spliced from 4 exons.
CUAGCGUUGCUUUUUUAGGGCUCUUCCCGGUUCCAGCCAGGGUUGGAUCGAUCGAUCGGUUGCUUGGGCUAGCGAAUUGGAGGGGCGAUCUCACUGCCGCAGGCUCGAUUUUUCCGGCGCUGCAAGAUGGGGCUCGAUAUGAGUAAGUUCCAGAGUCUUAGCGAUCACGGCAACGUUCUCGUGAUGAAUUCAAGGCAAGAAUGGCUGGCAAAGCUGGACGAGGCAAAGCGAAGUGGAAAAGUGAUCGUCGUGGACUUUACAGCGACAUGGUGUGGCCCUUGCAAGGCGAUGGCUCCCAUUUUCGUGGAUCUCUCAAAACAGUUUGAGCAGCUCAUCUUUGUCAAGGUCGACGUCGAUGCGCUCAAGGACGUCGCUCAAGACUGGUCCAUCCAAGCAAUGCCGACCUUCAUCUUCAUCAAAGACGGCAAGCUCCUGGACAAGAUCGUUGGCGCAAACAAAUCCGAGCUCCAGCGCAAGGCGGCAAUGUACGCGACCGGAGGAUAAUUGCCAAGCUCCCAAUCGAUCACCAAGCUCCCGAGCUCUCACAUAAAACUCUCUAUUCCAGAUUAUACAUGACAAUGCAUGCACUACACUUUUGAGAAAGUUGCAAUGCUAAGAAGAUGCUUCCUUUGCCCCAAA